Molecule: messenger RNA, 468 nt
Organism: Laccaria bicolor S238N-H82
Lineage: Eukaryota; Fungi; Basidiomycota; Agaricomycetes; Agaricales; Hydnangiaceae
Exons: 1
Coding region: 1-468 (155 amino acids)
Source: RefSeq, a predicted model, not a curated record
AUGAUCUACCAUGAUGCUCUGCCAAUGCGCAUGGGACACUUUCGCCAUAUCUUCCUUUUGAAGACUUGUGGAAAUUCCACAAUUUUGGCUUUUCUCCAGCGUCCACGACAACAGCUGGCUGCCACAGGUUACGAAGUCUUCAGGUGCGACGACAUCACCGAAGUAAACUCCUCAGCGUCCAGCCCUAUUCACGAAUUGCCCCCCGCCUCCACUUCAAAAACUGCGACCGUCGCCGCGAUAAGUAGAGCGGCUGAGAUCAAGCCCAAAAUAGGGGAGCUGAAGCCACUGGCGGCCUGUGCGGGUUUCCUGGAUGGACGACGGUGGUCAUGGUCUGACAGUACAAGCAACUCAGGUAACUGUGCACUUAAGUACCUUGUUAGUAACCGUAGGAGAAGCUUGUGUGAAUUGGACCCGUUGCGCUCAUUAAGCGUUCUGUCCACCUUGCCGAGUCCACCUCGCAUUGCGUGA